AGGUGAAGACAUCUGAACCCCACAGAACUCUGUAAGACGAUCUCGGCAAGUUCGGGUUGGCUGAGCUGAGCGGAAGGAUAGUGCAUUGUUUCCUGUGAGAAUGAGUGUGCGUUUGCGUUUUGGUUGAUGUGUCUCAGAUAUGAGAUCACAGUCUAAGAAGAAACAGAAAAGAAAAAGAGAAAUGAAGAACUCUGCUGUCUGGUGCUCGAGGGCAGAGGAGAAAAGAGUUGCUCGAAGGUUUGCUGUGGAGCAGAGGAGCGCCGGUCAUCUCUAAGGCUCCUUUCCUGAUCCGCACAGCGGCAUCGCUAGGUUAACAGACACAGAGCUCGAGCGGGACGAGGCUUCACCAUGGCCACUGAGAAGCUGGUCUACGUUAUAACAGGAGGAUGUGGGUUUCUUGGUCAGCACCUCCUGAACGUUCUGCUGGAGAAGGAGGAGAACAUCAAGGAGAUCAGACUUUUUGACAAGCUUGCAGAUCCCAGCCUGCAGACCCUCAGCACAGAGCGGGUCAAGGUGGUGGUCAUUCAGGGAGAUAUAACUGAUUACCAGAACGUUAUGGAAGCCUGCAAGGGAGCUGACCUCAUCAUCCAUGCGGCCAGUCUAGUGGACGUUUGGCACAGAAUACCAGAGAAGACCAUCUACGCCGUUAAUGUGGGAGGUACAAAGAACGUUAUAAAUGCCUGUGUGGAGCUCGGUAUUCAGUACCUGAUCUACACCAGCAGUAUGGAGGUGGUGGGUCCCAACGUGAAGGGCGACACUUUUAUCAGGGGUGAUGAGGACACGCCAUAUAAGGUGUACCAUGACAUGCCCUACCCCAAAAGCAAAGCUGAAGCAGAGACACUGGUGCUGGAGGCCAAUGGCAAAAAGGUAAAUGGAGGGGAAAGUCUGUACACAUGUGCCCUCCGACCCACAGGGAUCUACGGGGAGAACCACCAACUGAUGAAGGAUUUCUACCAGAUGGGGGUCCGCACAGGGGGCUGGCUGAUUAGAGGAGUGCCCCGUGACACAGAACACGGACGUGUCUAUGCAGGCAACGUCGCCUGGAUGCAUGUGUUAGCGGCGCGUGCUAUCAAGGAGCAUCCCGAGACGAUUGGAGGCGAAGUGUACUUCUGCUACGACGACUCGCCCUACAAGAGCUAUGAAGACUUCAACAUGCAGUUCCUGUCGGCCUUCAACUUCCGCUCAUUGCGUGUGCCUCUGUGGCUGCUGUGGUUCCAGGCAUGCAUGAACGACAUGCUGCACUGGGUCCUGCGGCCCAUCUACAACUUCACACCGCUGCUGAACCGCUACACGCUGGCCGUAGCCUGCACCUCCUUCACCGUGAGCUCAGACAAGGCCCUGCGCCACUUCCAGUACCGGCCCCUCUACGACUGGGAGCAGUGCCGUGCCCGCACACAGAAAUGGGUGGACACUUUUCCACUGGAAACCAGCAGCAAAGACGUGUAAAAAUAAAGAGCAGGGCUUCAUCAGGGGUCGACCCAGUGACUGCUAA
Pygocentrus nattereri (red-bellied piranha) is the source of this 1492-nucleotide messenger RNA. RefSeq names its product hydroxy-delta-5-steroid dehydrogenase, 3 beta- and steroid delta-isomerase (gene hsd3b7). The coding region runs from base 349 to 1446 and encodes 365 amino acids. Gene Ontology annotation, molecular function: 3-beta-hydroxy-Delta5-steroid dehydrogenase (NAD+) activity. The transcript has 8 exons. The record is from RefSeq and is a predicted model, not a curated record. Gene Ontology annotation, biological process: steroid biosynthetic process. NCBI's taxonomy places the organism in Eukaryota, Metazoa, Chordata, Actinopteri, Characiformes, Serrasalmidae.